Yamadazyma tenuis ATCC 10573 is the source of this 597-nucleotide messenger RNA. RefSeq lists its product as uncharacterized. The record is from RefSeq and is a predicted model, not a curated record. Gene Ontology annotation, molecular function: RNA binding. NCBI's taxonomy places the organism in Eukaryota, Fungi, Ascomycota, Pichiomycetes, Serinales, Debaryomycetaceae.
AAUGAGCACUAUAUAUAUCAAUAACCUUAACGAAAAAGUAUCUGCCAAUACUCUAAAACGUGAACUACAACACCUUCUCAAACCAUAUAAUGUGAUAGAUAUCCACGUGAAGAAAACACUCCGAAAAAAGGGCCAGGCAUUUGUCUCGUUCAAAAACGAGAAUAUUGACAACAUCAUCAGAAAACUUAACAACCACGUACUACUCAACAAAAGUAUCCGUGUAACGCAUGCCAAACAAAACUCGUAUGAACUCCUUGACCAGAUCACCAUUGACAGUCGAAUACAAGUCAAGAAGCACAAGUUCUUUAACACACCAAGCAGUAUGUUGAUUUUAAACGACUACAACGAAGAUACCAUCAGCAAAGACCAAAUUUUGGAGGUGUUCGAUCGCUUUGAAGGAUACUUGGAAUUAAGAGUAAUAAAGAAUAAGAAAAUUGUGUUCAUAGACUUUGAAAAGAAGGAAUUUGCUGCUAGCUGUUUGAAUGAUGUCUCGCUCGAUGAUAUGCAGAGAAUUGGAGGGAAAUUAUCUUUCGCCAAACAGUAGAAUAGUCCAGUAUAACAAUAAAUAGUUAAUUGAAUACAGAACCUUUACGAAUC